GUCUGAUGUCUUUUAUGAACAACCCCCAUCAGGGUAUCUUCCGCCAGAAAGUGCAGGUGUAGGCAGAGCCUCUCUUCCAAGUCCCUCCUACUCUCUCUUACUCCAACAGGCUACUGCUCUUCCAGUGAGCUUGUUGCUUUUUUCAGCCUACUUUAGAUUACAAUUUUUCCACCAUAUUGAUGAUCUUUGGCUACAUCUUUAAAGUGAAUGAUAAUAUAAGUAAAAAAAUGUUGUGCUUCGUCUCCAAGUACCAUCUUACUGUCUUUGUAGCCUUCCUUCUCAUCUUUCUGGGGGGGGUAUAUUUCUACCAAGAAGAUCACAUCCAAUUCAAAAGUUUUUGUCCAGAAAAUAGAGAUUUGCCCAAAGAUUUGCCCAGAGUUUGCCCAGAAAAUGGAGAUAAAAAUGAAGACCAAAACAGUUGGAGGAUCACUGAGCUAAUCAUGGAGAAGGGGCUUAAGUAUACCAAGCCUAGUGUAAUGAACGGACGGAUGGACGUUAACCCUGUCACAAACUGGAAUGCUCCCCUGGUGUGGGAAGGGACGUUUGACCCAGUGGUGAUAGAUUCCAUUUACAAAAGAAUGGAUCCAAGAAUUGCUGUAAUAGUGUUCGCGGUUGGCAAGUACACUCGUUUUUUGAAGGGCUUCCUUGAAUCAGGAGAGAAGCACUUUAUGGUUGACUUCAAACUCACCUAUUACAUCUUUACAGACCAUGUGGAUGAGGUUCCCAAAAUUGACCAAGCUAUGGGCCGGAAGAUCACCAUCCUCCCGGUUCCCAGUGCCACUCGUUGGCAAGACGUGGUGCUGGGUAGGAUGAAGUACGCCACCAUCGCCAUCGACCAACAGAUUCGUAAUCAGUCCGAUUAUAUCUUCAUGAUGGACAUCGACAGCCUCUUCCACGGCCGAGUCGGAGCUGAAUCUCUCAGUCGGAUGUCGGCUGUUCUUCAUCGAGGAUACUACAAGGACGAAACAAGGGAAAAGUUCCCAUAUGAGCGCCGGCCUCAGUCUCAGGCUUACAUCCCGAAGGAUGAGGGAGACUACUAUUACUCUGCGGCCGUCUGGGGCGGAUACCUGGAGGACAUGUAUAAACUGGUCAGGUACUGUUAUGAGCAGUCGGAGAUCGAUUCCAAGAACAAUAUUGAAGCUGUCUGGCAAGAAGAAAGCCAUCUCAACAAGUACCUCCUCCACCACAAGCCCACCAAGGUGUUGUCUCCAGAGUAUCUGUGGUCAGACUAUGAUAAAAAACCUGAAGACAUCAAGGUGGUCAGGAUUUCUCAGCUGGUGAAGAAUUACGCCGAGGUCAGGCCAAAUGGUGGACACUAAUUGAAGAAGAAUGACUUAUUGGAAGCCACUUCUUGACAGCAACGUUUUUUUAUUUAAUUUUAGAGCGGGAUCAUGGGAAGGUACAGGCAGUUAUUUACCAAGCAUGUAUUCAUUGAGACAAUGGGUGUAAACUAAAAAAAAAACGUUUUUUGUCUAUUAUCAUACAAACAAGGUUUUUUUCAUUUGUAGAUUAUUGUAUAUUAUAAUUCAAUGAUACUGAUAUAAGUUAAUAAAUUACAUCCAGCCUUUUCUGUCAGCCAAAGUCAUCACUGCUAAAAGUCAUCAUUGCUAAAACAACAGAAUUGUCUACUUCAUAUUAUAUAUAUAUAUAUAUAUAUGUAUAAAUGAUUAUUUUUUUCAUUAAAGGGUAUUUACAUGGUUUUCA
This is a messenger RNA of Gadus macrocephalus (Pacific cod), 1704 nucleotides long. RefSeq names its product globoside alpha-1,3-N-acetylgalactosaminyltransferase 1-like. The coding region runs from base 180 to 1319 and encodes 379 amino acids. Lineage: Eukaryota; Metazoa; Chordata; Actinopteri; Gadiformes; Gadidae. The transcript has 11 exons. Gene Ontology annotation, biological process: carbohydrate metabolic process. The record is from RefSeq and is a predicted model, not a curated record. Gene Ontology annotation, molecular function: hexosyltransferase activity. Gene Ontology annotation, cellular component: vesicle; membrane; Golgi apparatus.